Molecule: messenger RNA, 7108 nt
Organism: Lethenteron reissneri (Far Eastern brook lamprey)
Lineage: Eukaryota; Metazoa; Chordata; Hyperoartia; Petromyzontiformes; Petromyzontidae
Product: KIAA0825 ortholog
Source: RefSeq, a predicted model, not a curated record
CGCAUAGUCGCGCCACCCCCAUGUCCUCACCAUAUCCCAGGGUAACGGAGACGCGGAGACUCGUGGAGGUUGUUUGCAGCAAGUCCUGCACUGAUUGUGUAGUCUGCGAUGGAGGGAUUUGGAGACCCUUGCGUGCUGCACAAAGUCUUGUCCGUCCUCCAUGAGAACACGGGAGAGCACGAGAUGCAGGAGCUAUUGGAGCACCUCAACGCUGAACUCAAAGAAAAUGCACACAUGAUUGAGCGAGGGCUGGAGGAGAUGGGAGCGGAGUUGAGCGCUGCGUUUCCAGGAGACGAGCCUCCUGCCAGGGCGGCGGAGCAGCUCGCCUGGCUUGCCCGCAAGGACAUGGGGUCGCUGUGGCCCUCCCAGACGCCGCAGCCCGAAGUCGCACGCUUCCUGAGCGAAAUACUGCGCAUUCUCCGCUCGGAGCAGGGCCUCGACGACGAGGUGCUGCAGCUCCUGCUAGAGAUCUCGUCUCGCUCCGGAGUGCUCUUCCCUUCCCACCCCAGCGGCACCGCCUUCCAGUUCUCCUCGCUGGCGUCUCUCAACGCCGCCGAGGACACGUCCGCACUGGACGUGCAAUCGCUGUGGGAGAGCACGCGGCUGCACCUCCGCACGCACCUCCUACGCAGGCUGGCUGCCAUCUCGGCAGCCACGGGCACCGCCAGGGCACAACACUUAACCCGAUUGCGCUGCCUGCAGAGCUUGGCGUUCCUCUACCCACCAGACGAAUUUCUGCCCAAAUACAAGACCAUGCGUGCCAAGCAGCUGCAGGACUUGCUGCGGCUGUGUGGAAUGAACCCGGCCAAAGAGUUUGAAAGCGGGAGCGCCGUUAACCUGGGGAGUUUUGCGCUGUCGCUUGCGGAGGCUGUUCCCCAGAUCUGCAUGUUGAUGGUGGAGGACCAUGCGGCCGUUGGUGGCGUGGCGGGCUGCGAAGUGGCGUCCCGGUUUCUUCAAGAGGUGUUCCUGGAAGAGAUUGAGGAGGAGCUGGUGGGGGCAUUGGGGCAGCCAUUGCUGCUGCUGCUGCCAGAUGGCCCUGCAUGCAAGGAUGGCAGGAGGCCAAAGGGAAAGAGAAACACAGUGGACGAAUCUGCAAUGCUGGCACAAGACACGCUUUCCCAGCUGACCCGGGUGAUGUCAAGUCUGCUCAAGAUGGACAAGCAACUAAGGGAAUUAGCAUGGUCUGCCCCGGCUAGCAGUGCUGGUGUCAACGAAGGUCAGUGCAAGUACUUCAGGAUCCUCCUGAAGGAGUCUCAAAUGCCCUACUCAAGAAAGGCAGCCCAGGACUCGUUUCUCCAGAACCACACUCGAAGAAGAAGCCGGGCACGUUCUCAGGCUCUGGAAUGGGAAUGGAAGACUCUCUUCCAGGACCUUUCUGGUCCGAUGGCUCGGAGCCUUCUGCAAACAGGAGCGGAGAUCACGGGGAGGUGGUCACAGAAGUCGCCCGCCGGCGGCCCCUCUCUGCUGGUGUCCGCCAGCGUGAUGGAGGGUGGGGGCAGUCAUCGCUGCGCGGUGUUCGAGUUCUGUGCAGGCGUAGCGGACGAGCUGGAAUUCUUCUUCCCGUUGGCCGUUGCCGGCCGCGAGGGCCCACUGCGCGAAGUCGGCACCGCUUUCGUGUCCGUCUGCUGCGACGUCACGGCAUGCGUCCUACGCCGGCUGCGGGAAUAUGGACACGGUGGGGCAGACGGUGGCCCCGUGAACACGCUGUACACUGCGCUGUCCUCGGCGGCGUUUAUGCACGGCCGACUGCGGAGCUUCUGCGACGCGCUGGCCGACCGGUCGUUCACGCUGCCUUUGUCUGCGACCCUCAAGAAGUGGCAAGAGUUUAUGUCGGGCAUCUGUGACAGCAUCACUGACUACCACAUUGGGGUCCUUACCACGAGCAUCCUACACGAUUCGGAGAGCCACCACUGGGCAGAUCCCAGGCCCUUCUAUGAGGGCGAGCGUUGCUCCUUCAGCUUGCAGAUGUGGCACUGCCACCUCGGCGCCCUUUGGUCCGACCUCCGGCGGUCUCUGCCCCCGGCGCUGUCGCGCUCCCUGCUGGCGUCGGUGCUGGGCCGCUCGCUUGCGCCGCUGGCCGCUCGCUACGCCCGGGCCCGCCCGUCAGAGCGCAGGACGCCGCAGGUGCGCGCCGACAUCACGGCCGCGCUGGCCUACUCGGCGUGGCACCUGCUGGGCGUCUGCCGCGGCUGGCGGGAGCUGCUGGAGCCGGAGGGGAACGGCGGGGACGAGCACGCGGAGCUGCUGUCGCCGAUCCACGCGCACUGCGGCUCGCUGCUGGCAACGCUGGCUGUCGGUACUGCGCCGUUGGAUCAGCUACACCUAGCGUUCAAAGACGGGUUCCCUGCCGCGGAGAGGACACCACGCUUGCGUAAAGAUGGGCCCAGGCCUGGCCUCGCUCCUCUGUGGCUGCAGUGGAUGAGGCCAGGUCUCUUUGGCAAAGGGCCAGAGAGGGUGUACGAGCACAUCAGGCUGCUGCUGGCCCAGCCUCGGCUGGACCGGGAUCUCCUCGUGCAGACCCUGGUGUUUGAAAACGGGCUGCUGUCCAAAGUGCUGCUCGUCAACACGGGGGUCGAGCAGUGGCGGCCGCAGCAGCGGGCGAACGCGGGGCCGGAGGGAGGAGGCCGCUCCCUGGCACAGGCCGUGCUGCUCACGCUGGGCUCCUGCGAGGGCUCUCCCUGCGUCCUGCGUGACGUGAUGCGGGAAUACCUGGACAGGCACGCACUCUGGGACCACGUGGUCAUCUCGCCCGAAGGGGACGGGAGCCAAGAAUCGGCCGUGAGCGAAAGCCUGCGCCUCCUGCUGUCUCCGGCCCGGGAUGUGCUGCUGCUGCCCGUGCUGGAGCUGCUGGAGGCCUCGAGGGCGGCCGGGAGUGAUGCGGCAAAGGAACUGCCGCCCUCUCUCAUCGGCAAGAUCCCCCCUGAGUGGGGGUUUUCGGCAUCGCAGAAGCAGGGAUUUCCAGGCACCGUGGACUUUGUGGAGCGAGCCCUCGAGGCCACCGUGCAGACGCUACCGAUGGCCGCGGCAUCUAUUUCCACGCCCAUCAAGGUCUUCUUCUCCUCGGUUGCUCCUGAAGAAGGCGGCGGCGCUGCCGGCGGCCUCUCAAAGCUCCGGCCGCCCCACGGCUCGCUGCUGCUCUACGCGCUCUGCGCCCUGCUCUGCCGAACGCUGAAGGACGGCAAUGCCGUGGAGGAGGCCACCGGCGUCACGCUGGACCGGGCCGCGGCGGAGGCGUUGGCGCUCGUGGCGGACUGCGUGCGCGCCGUGGCGAUGGAGGGGCGCGAUGAUAGUGGCGGCGGUGGCGAUGGCGGCGGUGGCGGUGGUUGCUCCCUGUCAGUGCGACGCACCGUACAGGCCUUGAGGAAGCGGCGGCCAGACUGGGUGGAGGCCACCCUGGCACGGGCGGCCAGGAUCGUUGGAGCACAGCGGUGUGACGCAGAGAGCGGCACGCGUGGUGCGGCGCGGCCGCUUGUGCUGCCGCCAGCAGCUCCGCCUUCGCGCCGGAGGCCAGGUGGUCCCCUAUACCUGCGCCGCAUCCAUCACGCUGUCAGCACCAAUGAGAUGUGGCUCGCACAGCAACUGGGAGGGGAUAGAAGAGUUCAAGUGGAGCAGACCCCAGCGGAGUUUGUGCUUUCGGAUUCCGAGCCUCCUUCAGACUUUAAUCCUGUGAGCAGCCUCUGCCACAUUGGCACCGAGCCAUUACAACAGGCACAACUGUUUUCCUGGCCCUGGGACUGGAGUGCUUUGCUGCAAGCUCACCUGGGACUGACUAAGCCCUCCUUCGCCUGCCUGCUGGCCAACAGGUGGGAAAUGCAGGAAGACGCGACGCUGGAUGAGGAGGAGAGAGUCAUGGUGGAGCACCUGAGAAACGUCUACCUCGACACCGCAGAGGCCAGGGGGUUCCACACUUAAAACUCGCUCGCUCUCUCACUCGCCAAACGAAACGUCCAGACGAGGUCCAACAGCUCCCUCUUUCUCCCUCUCUCUCUCUCCCUCACCGUUUGCUGCCGGUGCAGCCCGCCACAUUGUUGCAUUUUCCAUUGUAUUUUUUUCCCCGACAGUCGAAACCAAAGCCUUCCUUGUCGGCAAGCCUUCGAUGCCCGGCAGCUGUGGCACAAAUCGCACCGAGGGCCGCGGUUGGAGUGGCGUGGCGCUAAGCCGCAGGUCGCCGCCGUUGCUGGCACGAUCGCGGAGCGGCGUUGGGCGAUGCGCGGACCCGGCCGGCAGCGUUAACACUUGGACCCCAGCAUGGCCCGCUCGUGAAAUCAGAUAAAAGAAAGAAGAAAAAAAUAUCCAAGCCAAAGAACGCGUGGGGGGAGGGGGGGCAGGCGCGAAAAUAACAACGUCCGUUAACGAGUGCCCCCCAUCUGAACAGGAGCGAAUGUUGAGUACCAGUUGUAGCUUUUGCAAGCCUGCGCAAUGAUGAUAACAAUAAUGAUGAUGAUGUUGUCUCAGCCACGAUAGAUUCACGUAAAGCUCAGCAUUAUAUUACUUCCGUUUGCCCCACCCCACCGCCCCCCCAAUGCACAGUGAAGCUCCUGCGGGAAGCAAGCACGCACGCUUGCGGGGAUGAUCAAAGGGUACGAGGGAUGCGAGAGGCGGGGGAGUGAGUUUGCUGCGAAAGUUCCGUGGAGAAGUCGAGUGCGUGUGUCAGUCCACCGCGCGCGUGCCUGUUGGCCGCUGGCCUCCGGCGAAUGGAGGCGAUCGGAUUGACAGCUGUUGGGAGUAAUUGAGAGCGAUGACAUCACCCGCGUAACUCAUCCACGCGGUGCUCGUCUGUUGAACCUGUGAUAGGCCAAGAGCGAACGUGAGACUGGCGUCUUUAUUUUUUUUAUUUUUAUUUCGUUUUCCCCUCGCCGUUGCCCGGACUCGUAACAGGGUCAGCAAUUAAGUUGUCAUAAUUAUACCCGGCUACUUGUUCAAUCUUAUUUUUUUAAACUCCGGUUUAAGUGAAAUGCAUUUGUCGUAAGAUGUCGAAGUACCCUGUUUUUUGUUGAUCCAUUUGAUAAUAAUUCUAUAUCAACCUGCCACUGCCACCACCUUCAAACUCCAGUCACGUAUUUAUUUUUCCUUAGGGUCCCAUGGGGAUUUUUACACGGGGUUCAACAUUGUACAUGUUGUUUUGCGCGAGGGUUUUAAACGGAGCUCCUAAAGGCACCGCGCUUGUUAAUAGUGAAGAUGCAGCCCUACAAUUGCCGGCCCACGUCGCUGCUGGUGGAAGGGCCUCCACUAGAGGGAGCUUUUGAGAGGUAUCUUGGCCUAUGAUUCUAUGUUGGCCAGACGUCUUCGAAGAGGAGGGAGUUACCCACACUUUUCCCCACCACACGCAACCUGUUUUUACUGCUCUGUACCCAUACUGUAUAUAUAUAUACACAUAUUAAGACGAAACUAAAUUACUUUUUUUUAUUUUGCCAGGUAAGGCCCACUGAGCUAUAUAGGUCUUUUUCAGAAGCGACCUGGCCACAAAUGACAGCUCAAUGAACUGGCUCAUCGUGUGGACAUUUAUAGCAGCCAAAUAAAUGGGGAGAGAAAAAUCGGCGGACACGUAGAAAAACCCACGCAACCGCGGGGAGAACAUGCAGACUCCAAAUAUACAAACGUCGGGGUCGCGAUCGAACCCACAACCUCCUGUAUACCAGGUGAGGUAGUGAACAUCUCGCCACUACGCUGCCCCUUAGUAGUGGGUGGACAGAGGUGGUGGGUGGGGGUUUAAGACACUUGCACGACGGUUUCAGAAUCAUAUUCUUUUUUGUACAUACUGGAAGAAUCCAAUGAGCUGUAAUGCUCUGAAUUUCAGUUGCAAUGUGCUGACCCCACAGAAGCCGUCAGUCUAUUGUUACGGGCUGGGUUCUCCGUUUCUCCAGGGGGGGGCGGAGCUAAUAUCAUUCCGGGCUGUGAUUGGGUGGCAUCGUUCCAGUAGGGCGGUGCUAAGUGACAUGCGGCGUGACGUGUACAAUGUACGGGCACGUCUCUACUUACGAACAUGUUAGGUUCCAGAGAUAUGUUCGUAAGUCGGUUUGUUCGUCACUAACUUUACUCCUGUCGAUUCCAAACAUGUUGUACGGCAUGUACAAUAAAUACGGGGAAUGGCUUUAAAAGGUGUAUCAUCUCUUGUAUAUGUAAAUGCCUCUGGGUUUUCAUGUGCUGCAGAUGUAGAUGCCACUGGUUCUUCACGUGGCAUCUACAUGACAUACUUGACAGGUUGUUCAUAAAUCUGAAAGUUCGUAAUUCAAGUGUUCGUAAGUAAGGGAGUCUCUGUAAUCGGAGUGGCUCUGCCUGAGCUCGCAGGCGGUUUGCGUGCCUGGCUCGAGAGAGAUAUGCGGAGGGUACUCUGUGGAGUAUUAAGAAUUGUGUUUGGUAAAUGUUAAAAACUCAUUGCGACUAAAGUAUCCCGAUGACUUGCGAUACAUGUAAUGUACUAUAUUCUUUGUUUUUUUCGAUAAAGUCACGUAGGUAAAAAAAAUAAAUUAAAAUAAAUUAAAUCACGACGUUUCGGAGGCAACACAAGCUUCCGUCUUCAGGUGGCACCGUCACAGCAAAAUUACUGUAUCAAACUUCAAAUCUAGAAUUAAUGUACAAUAUGUUUAGAAUUUUAGGACAUUUACACGAAGAAAAAAGUAUACAUUUUAAUUUACAGAUUACAUCUUAGCUUCGAUGUACUAUCUCUUGUUAUUAAAUCAAUUCCAAACUAAAAUACGUGCAGAAAGUGUAAUUGGCUCAUAGUGAGUAAUAGGCCAUUGUGCCACGCAUUCCAUAUUUACAAUAGUUUGUAACCAGAUUGCAACAAAAUAAAGCUUUGCAUGAAGAGCUCAAGUCACUCAGGUAUACGAUACGACAAUGACAAUUGUCAUUGGGCUGUCACCUUGUGACAGUCUAAUCUUGCGCAUGAUGACAGCGAUGUUCAGGAGCUAGAUACCAAUGUCAAGGUCUGCAAGCCACUACGAAAGGGCUCAGGAUAGAGUUCGUGUGGUUUUGCUCUUUCUCCUCCGUUGAAGGUGCGCGCACUACAGCGGGUUUACAACAUUGUCCAUAGUUUGGGUUGUAUGGCCACACUCGCACUACUGUGGCUUGGCUAUACACCGAGUGAAAUAAAGGACCCUGAUACUGA